Penaeus chinensis is the source of this 2282-nucleotide messenger RNA. RefSeq lists its product as uncharacterized. Gene Ontology annotation, molecular function: pseudouridine synthase activity; RNA binding. The transcript is spliced from 6 exons. Lineage: Eukaryota; Metazoa; Arthropoda; Malacostraca; Decapoda; Penaeidae. The record is from RefSeq and is a predicted model, not a curated record. Gene Ontology annotation, biological process: pseudouridine synthesis. Bases 14 to 2176 code for a protein of 720 amino acids.
UAAACAAAGCAGCAUGUUGGGCCGGGCAUGGGAGGCUGCCCGCCUUUGGCGGAUUAAAAGGCCUCUUUAUCACGCCUUUAAGGUCGACAGAUUAAUAUCUACGAGUGGUGUGGGUUUGUUGCCUCGAGGGACCACGAGAAAUGAAAAGAAAUCCGAGCGACAUGAGAGAGAUAACGUCGAUCACUUCCAGGAGUCAAACUUGGCAAUGGAGGAGAAAAAUUCUAUUUAUCAUCAGGAUACCGGUUUGAAAACGCACAGGGACAUGAGGUCAAUCGAUCAAGUAGAUCCCAUUAUUUUGAAAUACACCAAUGUACUCUCUGAUCUUCGGGCUGCAAAAAAUGUGCCAGAGAAAGUGUACGAGACCAAUUUUGGAAGUAUAAGGUUUGACAAUGAAAAUAUUCCAAAGGUUCAUGGACAGUAUGAUAUGACUGAGGAACUUGACACAGGGAUCCCCAAGAAAAAGCAUGGUAUUGAAGACAUUGUAAUAUCUCAGUCAGUUGAUGACAAUGGAAGAGAAUAUCCAAAAGGUACUCUGGACUUUCAGAAUGCAAGUUCUUUGAGUGAGCAAGUUGCUCUCAGAAAUUCAAAUAACUAUGCUAAGUCAGUGGAUAUGUCAUUCCAAGUAAAUGACUUAGAAAGACAGAGAAGUGAAAGUCAAUCCAAUUAUAUUGAUGAACUAGUUUUUAGUAAAGCAGAGGAAGAUUUUCAAAAGUUGAAUAUGAAGGAGAGAGAACUUACUGCUUCUAAGAAGCCACAAGUCAGAGGUGAUGAUCUUAACUUCGUUGAUAAUAUUUAUUUUAGGGAUGCAGUGGAAAAUUAUGGCAGCAUCCCACAGGCCAAAACAUUUUCAAAAUCUGAGAUACAAAAUGAUGUAGAGAUGGCAGGUGAAUCAAAGUCUGUUGAGAAAACUUCAAGUGAAUUGCACUUCAUUGAUGAUAUAUACUUUAAGGAUUCCUUAGACAAUAUUACAUUAGCUGAGAAAACCAAUACAGAGAAUAGAUAUUCGAUCGUUGAGAGAGAUGUUCUGAAAUCAAUAAAUUCCAAGGCAGCAACAGAAGUUGAAACUUUAAAAAGUAAGGAUGAUAAUACAGAAAAUACAUCAUUAACCCAGAAGCAGAUAAUGAAAAAUGCACCAGUGGGGUCCAAUAAAGAACAAAUCAAACAGGUUACCAAGAACUCACAAACCCAAGACAGAGACAAUACUGUUCCAAAGAGUGCUUAUGACUUUGUUGUAAAGUUGAGGAAGGAGGAGAGAGAGAAAAUGUUUGAGAUUGGGGAAGAGGGUACAAAGAAGAAUUACAAGAAAGUCUUGAGUUUAGUUGAUGGAAAGAGAAAUGACAAAUAUACAAAACAUGAAAUUUUAGGCUUGUUAAAAAGGAGUAUUAUUUAUGAUAAGUAUGAUAUCAUUGGUUUAUAUAAGCCUUUUGGACUUACCAUGCAAGGGGGAGGAGGAGGAAAGCACCAUGUACUAACCGAUUUUCUGCCUGAAUUGGCUCAACAUUUAAGGACUGAUGAGCUGCACAUAAUACACAGGCUUGAUGCUGAUACUACAGGAGUUCUGCUCUUGGCAAGGACUCCAGCUAUGGCCAGUACUUUGAAGAAAAUGUUCAAGGAACGUCAAGUAAAAAAAACAUACUGGGGCAUUACAAAAGGGAUACCAAAGCUUCUUCAUGGUGUGAUUGACAUACCUAUCGUUGAAGGCUUAGUUGAUGACCGAAGACGUAUGGUAUUAUGUCCAGAUGUCCCAGGAUUUAAGACUCCAUCAGGAAACAAGAAACAGGCAAUCACAGAAUUCAAGGUUUUGUCCAAGGCUAAUAGUACAUCUCUAAUUGAGUUGUCACCUGUAACUGGAGUGAAACACCAGCUCCGUGUCCAUCUUGGGUUCGGACUGGCAUGCCCUAUCCUUGGUGAUCACAAAUACUCUCAUUUGCAAAAAUUGGCACCACAGAGGCUUCCAGGAGACACACUUACAUGUCUCAAAAUCAAGCAGAGUAAAGUCCGUGGCCUACCAAUUUUCCUUCACAGUAGAUCGAUUCUGUUACCAGAAAUUGUUGAAGGAAAAAACAUAUUCAUCAAGGCAAAAUUGCCUGCAUUUUUCAACAAAACUUUAUCGCUGCUGAAGCUGAAUAAACAUAUGAAUCAAGUUAAAGAUGUGGAUCUCAGAAAUCAAAAUUAAGUUGUUAAUAUGUGUAGAAAUUCAUUUUUUAUAGUUUAUUAGUUUACCCUCGUUGUAUGAUAUAUGUAUAUAUGAUGUAAAGGGUAAAAGAAAGUUUAAAAUAUUA